Spinacia oleracea (spinach) is the source of this 2319-nucleotide messenger RNA. Its product is annotated as AT-hook motif nuclear-localized protein 7. The transcript has 5 exons. Bases 881 to 1969 code for a protein of 362 amino acids. Gene Ontology annotation, molecular function: minor groove of adenine-thymine-rich DNA binding. Lineage: Eukaryota; Viridiplantae; Streptophyta; Magnoliopsida; Caryophyllales; Amaranthaceae. The record is from RefSeq and is a predicted model, not a curated record.
CUGCUUUAUUAAAUUCCCUAGACGGACUUGAACCAUUUUCUUAACCAUAAUUAAAUCUUCGUUUUUUGUAAUUUAGAUGGGUCUAAUAUUUAAUUAAAGUUCCAAAUUUUUUAUUAUCUUCUGAAUUUGUUAAUAUUUUAAUUUUUCAAUUUAUGGAAUUUUCUAAUUUUUGCUUUCCUUUUUCUUCUCUUUUUCUGCAAACCCAGAAAAUUAAACUAGUUGGGGGGUAGUUUUUCAGACACUCAAAAAACUAGGUUCAGCAGUAUGUUGAAAUCUUUUUUCCUUCUAAGUUAAGCUACACAAAUUUUCCUAUUUUUGUUAUUAUUUUUCUUAAUUUUGUUCAAAUGGUAACCAUAUUUUAGAAAAAAAAUUCUGAUUUUGUUGAUUUCUAGGUUUAAAGGGAAAGAUCUUUGAGUUUUUGAUUUUUUUUUCUAAAAAUUUCUGGGUUUUUUCAGAAAUUUUCAGGUUUUCAGACAAGGGAGUUUUUGCCUAAUUUGUAGCAGUAACUGAGUUGGGUUUUCUGGGUUUGUUUUGUUGUUAUUGAUUGACCUUUUCUGGGCUAAGGGAUUCUGGGUUUUGGGGCAAUUGAUCAUCUUCCAUAUUUUAGUACUGUAAAUGCUGCUUUUCAGCUCAAUACAUGAUCUUCUUCCUGUGUUCUUCAAAUCUUUCAAGGUAGUGUAGCAAAUUUUUCUGGGUUUACCGUAAUUUGUAAUUAGGGUUUUAGGUUUUGUGUUGAAAGAUUGAAACUUUAAUUAGGGUUUUAGGUUUCUGAGAAAAGGGGUUUAUUGUUUGUAUUGAAAGAUUGAGACUUUAAUUAGGGUUUUAGGUUUCUGAGAAAAGGGGCUUAUUGUUUUGUAUUGAAAGAUUAAAACUUUAAUGCAUGGAGGCUUGUAAAGAGGAAAUAAGUAGUUCAGGGGUAACUGUGAAAGGUAAUGAAGGAACUCAAGGUUUCUGUGUAACAGCUAGGGGUGAAAAUAACCCUAUGAGCCAAUUAGGAGCUCCAACAAUGGCAACUGCUACUCCACCAGUUAGUAAUAGUAUGGCAGGUGUAGGAGAAAGAGUACCCACUUUUACUUCUUCUGAUAAGAAGAAAAGAGGUAGGCCUAGGAAGUAUGGGCCUGAUGGUGCUGCUGCUGCUGCGGCCGCAUUGUCGCCUAUGCCGAUUUCGGCUUCAAUUCCUCUUAGUGGAGACUUUUCAGGUUGGAAACAGCCUAGGGCAAGGCCUUUCCAGAAUAUAAAGAAGGCACAUAAAGUGGAAUCUGUCCAGACUGAGAGUUUAGGUGAUCGACUUGCAUAUUUCGUCGGUGCUAAUUUCACGCCCCAUGUGAUCACUGUAAAUGCCGGGGAGGAUAUUGCGAUGAAGGUUCUAUCAUUUUCACAGCAAGAAUCCCGUGCUAUAUGUGUUCUCUCUGCAAGUGGUUCAAUCUCUAAUGUCACCCUCCGCCAGCCUAAUUGUUCCGGUGGCACUCUAACAUAUGAAGGUCGUUUUGAGAUACUUUCAUUGUCUGGAUCAUUUAUGCCUACUGAUAACGCGAUAAUGAAGAGCAGAUCCGGAGGCAUGAGUGUCUCACUAGCAGGUCCUGACGGUCGUGUAUUAGGUGGAGGACUUGCUGGUCUACUCGUUGCUGCUAGCCCCGUUCAGGUGGUGCUGGGGAGUUUCUUACCGGGCCACCAUCAAGAGCAGAAACCCAAGAAGCAGCGGGUCGUCGAACCCGUAACCCCCGCUAUGCCACCACCCAUCGUUAACAACCACCAAGUACCAGACGGCGGAGGUGGUUAUGGAGGAGUACACAACAAGGUAAACUUCACAUCUCCACCACCCCCUUCAUUCCAUACCGAAAACUUGCCUUCGAUGAACUCUAUCCAUCUCGAUCCAAUGGACCUCGAAGCUGACCAUAAUAACGUAUCAACCCCGGAAGGUGAUUCUGAUGAUUUUGAUGAUGAUGAUGAUGAUAGCCUUCAAAUCUAGAGAUUUCUGGCUGAAAAAAAAUCUGACCUUUAGUUUUUUUUCUUUUCACUCACAUCUGUAUUUGUAUUUUCAAUUUAAUGAUCCACAGAUUUACACCUAGGUUUGUUACAAGUAGGUUUUUAGCUUCACAUUAGCUUUGGAUUACUGGUUUAUUAUUAGGACUAAUCAGGAUUUGUAGUUUAGUUUUAGUACAGCUGAUGGUUGCUGUUAAUUAAUUAUCUGAGUGUUUUUAGUUGUCUCUUGUUCUAGGUUUGUUUAGAAACUACAGUUGUAUGUCGUGUAUUCCGAUUUUCGGCCUAAUUCUUCGGUCCAACUUUUGUGGAAUUAAAAUCAUGUUUUCAUAGCCAAAA